Molecule: messenger RNA, 627 nt
Organism: Arvicanthis niloticus (Nile rat)
Lineage: Eukaryota; Metazoa; Chordata; Mammalia; Rodentia; Muridae
Product: glutathione S-transferase P 2-like
Biological process (GO): glutathione metabolic process
Cellular component (GO): cytosol
Molecular function (GO): glutathione transferase activity
Source: RefSeq, a predicted model, not a curated record
CCUUACACCAUCUUCUAUUUCCCCUCCCGAGGGCGCUGCGAGGUUAUGCGCAUGCUGUUAGCUGACCAGGGCCAGACCUGGAAGGAGGAGGUGGUGACCUUGGAUGUUUGGGAGCAAGGAACAUUCAAGGCUUCCUGUCUGUUUGGGCAGAUCCCUAAGUUCCAGGAUGGAGAGCUCACUCUGUACCAGUCCAAUGCCAUCCUACGGCACCUGGGCCGCUCCUUCGGGCUCUAUGGCAAAAACCAACAAGAGGCAGCCCUGGUGGACAUGGUGAACGACGGACUGGAAGACGUGUUUAGGCGCAUUGCCCGGCAGUAUCUCCAUAUCUAUAAGGGGGGCAAGGACCAGUGUCUGAAGGAGCUUCCAGGACACCUGAAGCCAUUUGAAACUCUCCUGGCCCAGAACAAAGGUGGCCAGUCCUUCAUCGUUGGUGAUCAGAUCUCCUUUGCUGACUACCGCCUGCUAGACGUGCUUCUGAACCUGGAAGUCCUGUUCCCUGGUUACCUGAAUGACUUCCCCCUGUUCUCCGCCUAUGUGGCACGCCUCAAAGCCCGACCCAAACUCAAGGCCUUCCUGAAGUCUCCUGAGCAUGUGAACCGUGUCCUUGCUGCUUGCAUAAAGAUGUGA